CGAAAAUCAGGCCACAUUAACCCUCCCCUUGGCUCUCGUUCAGUUCCAGUCCACCGGGCCGAUGCUCCAUCUUGAUCCCUUCUUUCUCUAAUCUCCCAUCCACCCACCCCUUUCCAGUUCUCGUCCAGUCCAUCCAGCCUUCACACUUCGUCUUCAACAACAACAAACAACACAAUGGCCAUCUUCGAGUACCUCCCCUCAGCCCUCUACGGCGUCCUCAACCGCAUCAGCAACACCACACAAGGCAACCAGCACACUCUGCAAACCAAGCAGGACGUGCCCAAAUCGCACAUCUCACCGCUCUGCCACCCCCGUGUGGAACUGGUAACCCAGGAAGUAGACGGCUACUUCCUCGAGCACUGGCCGUUUCCCAACGAGAAGGCCCGCAAGAAGUUUGUCAACGCGGGGUUUUCUCGUGUUACGUGCCUGUACUUCCCCAAGGCGCUGGAUGAUCGGAUACACUUUGCUUGUCGGUUGUUGACGGUGCUUUUUUUGAUUGAUGAUUUGCUCGAGUACAUGUCCCUCGAAGAAGGCGAGGCGUACAACGCGCGCCUGAUGCCCCUGAUGCGCGGCGAGCGGCUGCCCGACCGGAGCAUCCCCGUUGAGUACAUCACGUACGACCUGUGGGAGAGCAUGCGCGCGCACGACCGGGAGAUGGCCGAAGAUAUUGUCGAGCCGGUGAUUGUGUUUAUGAAGGCUCAGACGGAUAGUACCCGUAUGAAGCCGUUGGGGCUGGGCGAGUAUCUGGAGUACAGGGAGAGGGAUGUUGGCAAGGCACUUUUGGGUGCGCUAAUGCGCUUCUCCAUGGGCCUGCGCAUCUCCCCCUCGGAACUGGAAACCGCCCGCCCGGCCGACAUGACGUGCUCCAAGCAUUUGUCGGUCAUCAACGACAUCUGGAGCUACGACAAGGAACUGUUGACUUCUCAAACGGCGCAUGAAGAGGGUGGUGCGCUGUGCAACAUUGUGGCCAUCCUGGCCAAGGAGGCGGAGCUGUCCGUUCCCGCGGCGAAGCGGGUGCUGUACGGUAUGUGCCGUGAGUGGGAGGUUCGCUACCGCGAGGUGUCGGAGGAGGUCCUUGCGCGUUGUAAUACGCCGGCCAUGAGGGCGUAUCUGCAGGGCUUGGAGUUCCAGAUGAGUGGGAAUGAGCUGUGGAGUAGGACUACGUUGCGCUAUUUGGCGCCUUCGGAGUAGAUUUCAGGUAGAGAUGGGUGAUGGCGGUUUUUGUUGGCG
This is a messenger RNA of Canariomyces notabilis, 1230 nucleotides long. RefSeq names its product Aristolochene synthase in complex with 12,13 Difluorofarnesyl diphosphate. NCBI's taxonomy places the organism in Eukaryota, Fungi, Ascomycota, Sordariomycetes, Sordariales, Chaetomiaceae. The transcript has 3 exons. The coding region runs from base 175 to 1191 and encodes 338 amino acids. The record is from RefSeq and is a predicted model, not a curated record.